AUGACCGAUGUGAACAAAGGCCUCAAGUUUGUGCUUGACUAUCCCGACGGCAGCACUGGGUCGUCGCUGGUUAUGGACUCGCCCUUCACAAACGUCGGUGCCGUCGUCGUUAUUCAGCUGCCGUCAUCUGAACUCAGCUCUGGAAGCACCGGCCGCGGCAUUGAGAACACGGCCAUGUCGGGUGUCACCACCGCCGUCGCCGACACGAACGACCGCUCCCUGCUGGCCGCGUUAACCAGGCUUGGCGAGUGGGUGCUGGCCCCCAUAUAUUCGACCUCAGUCGAUGCUACGGCUCUCUGGGACUACCACGUCCGGGUCGGCGGUGCGACGGGUCCCGACUUGACGCCUACUGAGAGUGCCCGGAACUCGAUCUACGUUGCUUACGGCCUGCUUGUAGAGAGCACCGGGGCAACAUGGCUCUACGGCACGGCAUCAGAGUACGUGGUCAUGUACCAAUACAACUUUCACAAUGCCGCGAGCGUCUUCGCCGCCAUGAUUCAAGCAGACUCCGUCGGCCUCUUUCCGGCCUACUCCUGUGCCGCUCGCAACGAGUUAAGUGGUUGUGAUGCAUCGUGGGCCGUUGUGAUGCACGGCUGCGAGGACCGCAUCAUUGCUGGCGCUGGCCUGUACUCGUGGUUCUCGGCCUACGCCCAAGAUUGUAUCGGUGGACAGCUGUGCCAGAAGGCACACGAAGGGGCGGCUACUACCGUCAAUUACCCACUCAUGACCGCCAGCCAGGACGCGUGGAUGAGUACAAUUACGGUGCGGCCCAUGACGCUAUCCAAGUUGGGCUUCGAGGUAAUGACAAUCGGGGGUUCCAACGUGAAGAGGGACAGUGGCAGCCUGAACCGCCGAGCCUUUGAGGACUUCUGGCCCGUUCCCGCUACGACUGCCGCUUGGCCCGUCGUUAUUGACAACGGCUCUGAUGGUGAAGAGUCAACGGCGAGCCCUAAAGCGCCUUAUCCGACGCAGCCUCCAUCCAUCAAGUCCGGCUCGCCACCGCCGCAAAACGGCGCCUGGCCAGCAAAAGCCCUCCGGCCGCGCAUGGCCGCCGCCGUAGACCCCAACAAGGAGCUGAACGAUCGCCUCAAGGACUGGAUGUGUCGGCAGGCUGCCGAGUCACCCAGUCACUACGACAUGGACAUGCUCGAAUGGCCCAGGAAGGGGUGGAAACAACAACGACUCGGAACAGAUGCCGAUGGGUGA
Colletotrichum paranaense is the source of this 1206-nucleotide messenger RNA. RefSeq names its product LysM domain-containing protein. The coding region runs from base 1 to 1206 and encodes 401 amino acids. NCBI's taxonomy places the organism in Eukaryota, Fungi, Ascomycota, Sordariomycetes, Glomerellales, Glomerellaceae. The transcript has 4 exons. The record is from RefSeq and is a predicted model, not a curated record.